Messenger RNA from Metopolophium dirhodum (rose-grain aphid), 1185 nucleotides. RefSeq names its product dynein light chain roadblock-type 2-like. NCBI's taxonomy places the organism in Eukaryota, Metazoa, Arthropoda, Insecta, Hemiptera, Aphididae. The transcript has 4 exons. Gene Ontology annotation, molecular function: dynein intermediate chain binding. The coding region runs from base 272 to 574 and encodes 100 amino acids. The record is from RefSeq and is a predicted model, not a curated record. Gene Ontology annotation, cellular component: cytoplasmic dynein complex; cytoplasm; centrosome. Gene Ontology annotation, biological process: microtubule-based movement.
AAUAAUAUACACAUAUUAUGAUCGAAAUACUCAGAAAUAGAUAACAACAUACAUUAUAUUUAUCUUAUCAGUAUUCGGGCUUCUGUUUACUGUAGUAGUUGUCUAUCAUUUAUUUUUUCGACAAACAAAGCGAAAACUCCCUUUUUAAAAAGUGAAACAUAAUAUUAUAGUAUUACCUAUACAGUUUUACUUUGCGCUUUGGCGUUCCUAUAUUUUAUUGCAUCAUAUUAUAAACAUUGGAAUACCUAUUCUGUUUCUUUCAGAAAUAAAAAUGGCUAGCGAAGUUGAAGAUACUUUGAAACGCAUUCAAUCUCACCGUGGAGUCAUCGGUACAAUUGUAGUAAAUAACGAAGGUAUUCCUAUUAAGUCAACUUUGGACAAUUCAACUUCGGUCCAAUACGCUGGAUUGAUACAACAGUUAGCUGAUAAAGCUAGGAGUGUUGUGAGAGAUUUGGAUCCGUCUAACGAUUUGAUGUUCUUGAGGAUGCGUACUAAAAAACAUGAGAUAAUGGUGGCACCAGAUAAAGAUUUCAUUAUGAUCGUUAUUCAAAACCCAACAGAAGCACAGUCAUAAGAGAACAAUUUUUAAAUAUUAUAGCAAAUCAUAAAAUGCACUUCAAUUGAAAUCUAAAUAACAUCCAAAAAUAGAAAUUUGUAAAUAAUUAUUAGUUAAUUACAAAUAAUAUUGUACAUAUUAAAUAUUGAUUUUUAUAAUUUUAUAUAAUGCAUACAACAAGAUUUUAAUUUUAUAUUUUCUUCUAAAGCUAUUUAUUUGUUUUUAUGAAUCCAGAUAUAUAAUCGUUUUUAAUUAAACAUUAUCUAUGUUUGGACGUCGGUUGUUUACGAUAUUUCAAUAUUUAAGAAUGAUUGUCAAUAGUUAGUAUGAGUACCUAUAGUAAAUUAUUGCAAUUUAAAAAUUCCUUAAAUUUCCUAUCUUUGUUAAUAAAUUAAUAUAUCGUAUACAACCGACAUUAAAACGCAGAUAACAGAUAAUAUUCUUGUCUUUAAGUUAGCUGAUAACUAAUAGGUAAGCCUCACUAUGAUAGAACAAGCCUACUAACCGAAAAUUGUAUAUGUUGUAUGUUUUGCGGUUUUGCAUCCUUUUAACACAGGGCAGUAGGACACAAAGACACUGUAUGUUGUUUCUUUAUUCAUAUUUUGUAUUAUUAAAAAUGUUUUUUAAUA